UGAUGAUGCUAUCUUGAUCGCCCUGAAAUCCCCCUUCCCUAUCUUUGAUCGGCCGAAAAACGCUGGCAAAAUGCCUCGGCUGGAAAUCUCGAGUCUUGAGCCGACUUUGAUGAUCCCUUCUCGGACAACCACCUCCUAACCCGCCUUGAGCCCAUCGCUGACGCGAGCAUUAUUCAGCUCGAGCUCGAGCUUGCCUCGUCUUCGUCCUCUUCCAUGAUGGCCCCUUCUUCUCCUCCUUCGUCCAUUGAUACACCCUCAUUCGAGCCUAAUAUCCCACCAUGGAAUCUACCACCUGAAUACGUAUCGAUGAAAUCUGUACUGGCUUCGUUAUCUCGCAAGAUGAAGCGUCCUCCGACACUGGACGACAUCAUUAUCCCUGAGCUGGACUUUUCCUCACCCAUUUCGUCCCUCAUGAAAGUGGGAACGUCUCGAUCUCACGUUCAAGCCGAGCAUUCGGAUGGUGCGAAAGCUCUGGUCAAGGGAGAAUUGGGUCUACAAGAGUAUAUCCGAUGGCUGGCCAUCCUAUGGCGAGUCUACAGCGCCCUUGAGCUCUCUCUGUCUGAACACGCCACCAAUCCCGUCCUCGCGCCAACUUAUGCACCAGAGGCUCUUGAUCGAGCCCCAGCUCUAGCAAGAGAUAUCAUCUUCCUUCUGGAUCUCCUCCCUUCCAAACCGAAACAGACGAUCGAACUCCAACCUCCGGAAGAUGCCCCGCUACCGCCAUUCCCCAUUCCCGACUUCAUGAUGCCGGUCUUCACCCUGACACCACCACCUCUCGCGACUUACAUUACACAUUUACGAGACCUCGCUUUGACAAGCGAGGAUGCCCCGCUCUUGCUCGCGCACAGCUAUGUGCGAUACCUGGGAGACCUCAGCGGAGGGCAAAUCAUCGCUUCGAGGAUACGGAAAGCUUAUGACCUCCAUGGUGACCAGGGACUGGCAUUCUACAAAUUCGAGAUGAUGGGUGAUUAUGAGCCUAUGAAGAUACAUCAGAUGAAAGAGUGGUUUAGGGAAGCUAUGAACAGUGGCGUGCAGAACGACGAGGUGCUGAAGGAACGUCUCGUCAAAGAGGCUAAUCUCGCAUUCGCAUUGAAUGUUCAUCUCUUUGCCCUCAUCCAGACUUCCAAUAACGCUCUCGUCCUUUCUUCCCCUGGCACCUCUGCCGUUGCCAUACCCAAGGUGAACGCUCAAGGCCAGCCGCUGAGAUACUACGAGAUUCAACAGAUGGAACGAGAUGCCAAGUUUAGGGCGAAAAAGGAGAAGGAAGCGCUCCUCCCUCCAAUUACGUGGAAAGACCGGAUCGAAAGGUUCUCUCUAUUCAUGCUUGCGGUCGGCGUGACGCUAGGUUUCUCAAAGUACGGUUGGCCAUGGAUGUUGAGGGAAAUUGUACCUCGAGUCAGGGAUAUCGCCGACGAACGAGGUUGGAUGGAUCAUACCUUGGUCGCCAAGCUGCUUGCGGAGGAUGGUCUUCUGGCGGCUCCCGUGCCUGGCAUUGGAGAGGACAGUGCGAUCAAUUCUGCAGGCGCAUUUGCAAAGGAUGGAGUCAAGAGAUACUAUGACAAGGCGGCGUCAUAUGUCGAUCAAUUGCGAAGAACGGCUGGAAGUACAGCGUCAAGCGUGACAUCCGCGGCCAGCGAGACGUACAGCCAAGCGUCGACAUCUAUCUCUCAAGUCGUUCAGGAAGCCACUCGGGCAAUUGAGGAAUCAUUACCGACUGCCUCGGAGGAAGUUGACGAUGACAUUUUCGCCGAAUUCCAUGGCGCCUACACCCAAGUUUCCCAGGCCGUCGACUCGGCCACUGAGGUCGUCAAAUCCGCUACGGAAUCCGUCAAGGAGGCCAUCCCUACCAUGCCACCAAAAGAGGAGAUCGUUGAAAAUCUGAUGACACACAUGGAACCGGUCGAGGAAGCUAUUUCCACCGUUGCUGUACCGCCCGCCCAAGAGAUUUUUGAUCAAGUCAGAACCCCAGUCGAAGCUGUCAAAACAGCCAUUCCGACACCGUCUAUACCGCCAGUCGAGCGGAUUGUUGAGCAAGUGACUACACAGGUCGAAUCCGUCAUCGAGGCCAUUCCGACACCAUCGAUACCGCCAGUCGAGCAGAUCAUUCAGCAAGUGACUACACCGGUCGAAUCCGUCAUGGAUGCCAUUCCGACACCAUCUAUACCGCCAGUCGAGCAGAUCAUUGAGCAAGUGACUACACCGGUCGAAUCCGUCAUUGAUGCCAUUCCAACACUGUCUGUCCCGCCAUUCGAUCAGAUCGUUGAGCAAAUGUCUACACAGGUCGAAUCUGUCAAAGAAGCGAUCCCAACUUCCUCCUCCAUUCCAUCCGCCGAGGAGAUCGUUGAUCAAGCGACGACCUGGGUCGAAGCAGUCAAAGAGGCUAUCCCUACGCCGUCAAUCUCUGAAGUCAAAGAGAUGGUGGAGCCGGUCACAUCGCAAUACUCAUCAGUCACCGAAGCCGUCAAAGAUUAUGCCACUGGCGUUGUCACGGGGGCCAGUGAGGUCAUACAAACGACAGCUGCAACAGUUGAUGCAGCAGAGCCAGUAGCCGAAUCAGUGCACACAGAGGACGCGGCGGCAGAACCAGAAGAGACACCGAUUGUUUCGACGACCGCAGACUCCACACCGAUCGAGCCAUCUAUUCCUCCCACUACGCUCGCGCCCGGUUCCGAUGCCACUGCUAUCACUUCGCAGGAUGCAACGGAUCAACCUGACAAGGCAGGUGUUCCUCAUCCAGUACCCGUUGUCGAGGUUGAAGAACACAGGACGGAUCGAGAUCCUAUCGAAACGGGCUCUAGAGCCCAGGAGCCAGUGAUCAUGAGGGAUGAGUUAUAGAUCCAACAUCUUGUAUCCAUUCUCUCUUGCAUUACAUUUUGGGAUGAGUCAGAUGUGCAAUCAGCUACCACCAAUGAGCUCUGCAGACCACAAGUUGAGACCAUACUUUCGUACUCGAUGUACACGAUCAUAUGUCUUC
Kockovaella imperatae is the source of this 2974-nucleotide messenger RNA. RefSeq lists its product as hypothetical. Bases 214 to 2835 code for a protein of 873 amino acids. The transcript has 3 exons. NCBI's taxonomy places the organism in Eukaryota, Fungi, Basidiomycota, Tremellomycetes, Tremellales, Cuniculitremaceae. The record is from RefSeq and is a predicted model, not a curated record. Gene Ontology annotation, molecular function: heme oxygenase (decyclizing) activity. Gene Ontology annotation, biological process: heme oxidation.